AUGUCUAGGUAUCAGGAUUUGGUUCGAGGGUUGAUGCGCGGGUUCGAGCAACUUUCAUUGGUCAAGGUACCUCGUGAGAAGAAUUCCCGUGUGGAUGAGUUGGCUAAAGCCGCUUCAGGUUGCACGGAGAUCACUAACAUCGCUAAAAUUGAGGUGCUCGAAGGACCAAGUAUUGAAGGUAUCAGGCCUCGCCAUCGGGUCAUGACGAUCGAGUCAAUUCCAAACGACUGGAGAGGUCGAAUUGUCAAUUACCUUGAAUUUGGCAUCCAGCCAGAUGAUCCGACGGAGGCCAGAAAGCUCAGGAUGAAGGCUGCGCGGUACCUUGUUGUCGAGGAGGACACUACUACACAAACCAGGUUUGGGGACACCCACUAA
Rosa chinensis is the source of this 375-nucleotide messenger RNA. RefSeq lists its product as uncharacterized. The coding region runs from base 1 to 375 and encodes 124 amino acids. Lineage: Eukaryota; Viridiplantae; Streptophyta; Magnoliopsida; Rosales; Rosaceae. The transcript has a single exon. The record is from RefSeq and is a predicted model, not a curated record.